Choloepus didactylus (southern two-toed sloth) is the source of this 1835-nucleotide messenger RNA. It is a transcript of the gene MSANTD1, whose product is annotated as Myb/SANT DNA binding domain containing 1. The transcript has 3 exons. The record is from RefSeq and is a predicted model, not a curated record. The coding region runs from base 163 to 933 and encodes 256 amino acids. NCBI's taxonomy places the organism in Eukaryota, Metazoa, Chordata, Mammalia, Pilosa, Megalonychidae. Gene Ontology annotation, biological process: positive regulation of DNA-templated transcription. Gene Ontology annotation, cellular component: nuclear body.
UAAAAGCUUUUAACUAAAUUCCUGCCUGUCAGAUGUAGGCCCCAUUUUGAGCGUGGAGCUGCCUUCGAGCCGAGCCGGCCGCCCAUGGUGAGCAGAGCCGGCGGUCGGGGCUGGGCCUUGGCCUCGCCUCAGUGACCCCCGGGCCCCGCAGGUGCCCCCGCCAUGGCCGCGGCCGAGAUGCCCGGCUACCUGGUGUCUGCGCCGACGGAGAAGCACCGGCGGGCCCGCAACUGGACGGACGCCGAGAUGCGCGGCCUCAUGCUCGUCUGGGAGGAGUUCUUUGACGAGCUCAAGCAGACCAAGCGCAACGCCAAGGUGUACGAGAAGAUGGCGAGCAAGCUCUUCGAGAUGACCGGCGAGCGCCGGCUGGGCGAGGAGAUCAAGAUCAAGAUCACCAACAUGACCUUCCAGUACAGGAAAUUAAAAUGCCUGACAGAUAGCGAGUCCGUCCCUCCCGACUGGCCCUAUUACCCGGCCAUUGAUAGGAUCCUGGGCAGGGUCCCCGACUCCGGUGACGGGAAGCUGCCGGACGGCCAGCAGCCGGGGCCCUCCACGUCCCAGACCGAGGCGUCCCUGUCGCCGUCGGCUAAGUCGGCCCCCCUGUACUUACCGUACAACCAGUUCUCCUACGAAGGCCGCUACGAGGACCGCCGCUCCGACAGCUCCUCCAGUUUCCUGUCCCUUAAGUUCAGGUCGGAGGAGCGGCCGGUGAAGAAGCGCAAGGUGCAGAGCUGCCACCUGCAGAAGAAGAAGCUGCGGCUGCUGGAGGCCACGCUGGAGGAGCAGCGCCGGCUGAGCCGCGCCGUGGAGGAGGCCUGCCGCGAGGUGCGCCGCGUGCUGGACCAGCAGAACCUGCUGCAGGUGCAGAGCCUGCAGCUGCAGGAGCGCAUGAUGAGCCUGCUGGAGAAGCUCGUUGCCAAGCCCAGCGCCUAGGCCUGUGUGGGUGGGGACUCGGCGCGGCUGCGGAGACUGGCAUGGCUGUGGGGACUCGGCACGGGCACAAGAGCUCGGCACGGCUGUAGGGACUGGCACAACUCGGCACGAGCUCAGGGACUCAGCUAGGCUGCAGGGACUUGGCACGACUCGGCGCAGGUGUGGGGACUCGGCACGGCCUUGGGGACUCGGCACGGCCGCAGGGACUCAGCACAGCUUCAUGGUGACCCAGCCCUGCUAGCAAGUGUCCCCGGGAGGGGGGUGGCCGGGAGUCCGGCCUCUGCCAGGGAAAGCCCUUCUGAGGGGCUGUUCGGUGACCCCACGGGCCCUGGGACCCCCAUGGCUCCAGCAUUAAAGCCCGUCCUUGGACACCAGGCUGGGGACCCCCUGGCCGCUCCCGGGCAAUUUCACAGCGAGGUCACUGUGCCCGUCCCCUGAAACGGCUUUGGUGUGGACAGCGCCAUUUCCCCGUGGCCACCCAGAGCCUGGUUCACUGCGGGGCUGGGUGGGCAUCCGGCAGGCUCUUCUGCUCCGAACGCAAGGAGGUGGAAACCGGCCCGGGGGGCUCGUGCCAGGAGGACCCCUCUUCCGAAGGGGGAGCUGCCGUCCCCUUCCCAGGUCUGCCUUGUGGGCCCGAAAGUGACCCCUGAGAGGGCUCGGGGCUGCCCGGCCUUCCACGACGUUGGGUGUUUGGACGGCACCCCCGGUAAUUGCUCUAAUAAAAGGGUAACACCUGCUCACGAGCCGCACUUUUCAGUUUUCCAGGCCGAGGGGACAUCGCGGUGAGGGGAACAGGGCACAGAGCCCCUGCCCUCCAGGCUCCCUCCCCCGGGGCACCAGACAGACGACCGAGAACGGCCCGGAGCAGGUUGUGGUGGCAGGAGCCAGGGCGGGUGCCGAGG